This is a messenger RNA of Penicillium soppii, 747 nucleotides long. RefSeq names its product elongation factor Tu. Gene Ontology annotation, cellular component: cytosol. Bases 1 to 747 code for a protein of 248 amino acids. Gene Ontology annotation, molecular function: translation elongation factor activity; GTP binding. Gene Ontology annotation, biological process: translational elongation. The transcript has a single exon. NCBI's taxonomy places the organism in Eukaryota, Fungi, Ascomycota, Eurotiomycetes, Eurotiales, Aspergillaceae. The record is from RefSeq and is a predicted model, not a curated record.
AUGGUGGCCACAGGUCGUGUAGAGCGCGGCAUGAUCCGCUUCGGCGACAAAGUCGCGGUCCUGGGCAUCGGCGUCACGGUCGGGACGGUUUGUGCGGGCGUUGAGAUGUUCAAGAAGCCGCUGGACGUUGGCCAGGCAGGGGAAAACGUGGGUAUCCUGCUACGUGGCCUCAGGCGUGAGGACGUAGGGAGCGGUUAUGUGCUGGCCAUGCCGGGUACGGCCAUGAUGUGGGCAGAGUUCACAGCGGAAGUGUACGUGCUGGACAUGGAGGAGGGCGGUCGCGCCAUACCCUUCCCCAACCACUAUCGGCCGCAGUUCUACUUCCGUAGGAUGGACGUGAAAGGUUCUAUCUCGUUUCCAAGGGGCCGAGAAAUGGUGACGCCGGGUGACAACCUGUCGAUCACGGUCAAGCUGAGUUUUUAUGCUGCUCUCGUGUGCGCGCACGCUUCACGUUCUAACCACGUUCUGGAUCUCUUAUUUCUAAAGCAAUGGCUUAACAUGUAUUGCCGUGGGCUAGAAAGUAUGGACGAGGAUUCUCAUAGUUCUAGAUUACCUGAAACUUACAAGUCGUCUAAGUUGUAUUCGACUCUAGCCGAGCCGUUGAAAUUCGUCACAAAUAUGCUCUCGGAGCCUUUGCUGAACCUUACUUACCCGGCAUUCCAGGAUCUUCAGAUGGGAGGUAAGCCAAUUUGGGAGACGUUGAAAGACGACUUUCCGGGUGCUUUGAAGAGCGGUCGUUUUCUCUAG